CUGGGAAGUCGAAGCCGGGAAACUGAAACGAGUAGCCUCUCUUAUACAUCCUAUGUAGCGGCACCAUGGCGGCGGGGCCCGGUGUUUCUAUGCAGAGCGCUAGCCCUGCGAGAGAGCUUUCUCUCUCGGUCCAGCAAGCAGGGAAUCAGACUCAUGGAGAACGGAUCAAAUCUGAAGAGGCAACAGAGGCAGAGAAGCAAAAUCGCAUGGCCGCUUUGCUGGAGAAACUUCAUGCCAAACACAAUGCUUCAAGGCCAUGGCAGGAAACAUGCAAGGUUGUGCGUCUGGCCAUGGAGAAACGCUUAGUGAUGAAUGCUGCAGGUCACCCGCUCAUGCUCACUUGCCUGGAGACCCUGCAGAGAGCGCUGAAAGUCUCGUCUCUGCCCUCCAUGACAGAUCGUCUAGAAUCAAUCGCUCGGCAAAACCUGCUUGGCUCUCACCUCAGCCCAUCAGGGACAGAGUGUUACAUCACGUCAGACAUGUUUUAUGUUGAGGUACAGCUGGACACAAAUGGCCAGCUAGUGGACGUCAAGGUGGCUCAUCAGGGUGAAAACCCUACGAGUUGUCCUGAGCUGAUUCAGCAUCUAAGGGAGAAGAACUUUGAAGAGUUUUCCAAACAUCUGAAGGGACUGGUCGAACUCUAUAAACUCCCUGGGGACAAUAAGCUGAAAACCAAGAUGUAUAUAGCCUUGCAGUCUUUGGAGCUGGACCUCACCAAGAUGAUGCACAUGUUUAGGUUAGCAACCAGUGCUAAUGCAGUGGAGACUAUUCUUCAUGGCGGUGUGGGCCUGUUGACUGCAAGAAGUGGUGGCCAUCUUGUUUCUCUUCAGUGUUACGUGUCCCCUUAUGACAUAUUUGAGGAGGGACCAGACUCACAGCUAAACUCACCAGACGGCAUUGUUCCACGCUCUCUGGGUGUCAGUGUUUCUGUGACAAUCGAGGGAACCACGGCUACCUAUAAGCUCCCAAUUGCCCCACUCAUCACUGGAUCACACCCAGUGGAUAACAAGGGGACACCUUCCUUUUCCACGGUGAACAACUCGAACUGUGUGGACCUGCCAGCUUGUUUUUUCCUCAAGAUGAAUCGCCCAAUGCCUUUCUCCCUCUCCUUUAUUCAGAGGCUUGGCAAUGCUACUUCGAUCCCAGUGUUUGAGAGCUCCCCCGCCCUCUCACCUCUCUACCAGCUAAUUGUCCAGAGCCAGCGCCAGCUCCUUGAGGAGGGCAGCUCCACGCCGCCACCUUCACGCAACAUGCACUUCUAUUUUGCGUUGCCAGAUCAGCAGCACUGUUACUUCCUGAAUGGUGAUGCCCCGGUGCAAGACGGUCGCUCUCUUCAAGGAGUGCUGGUGACCAAGAUCCCCUUCCGCCACCCAGCACAAGUGCCCCUCCUGUUGGAUAUCAUCCGGCACCAGGCAGCCUAUAACAACUUGAUUGGCAGCUGUGUGAAACGAACUUCCAUCAAAGAUGAUAGUGCCGGCCUGCUGCAGUUUGAAGUAUGUCCUCUGACCGACUCCAGUUUCAGCGUCUCGUUCCAGCAUCCAGUCAAUGAGUCAUUAGUCUGUGUGGUAAUGGAGGUGAUUGACUCGAGACAGGUAUCCUGCAAGCUAUAUAAAGGACUGUCAGAUGCUCUGAUCUGCACUGAUGAAUUCAUCACCAAAGUAGUCCAGCGAUGCAUGUCCAUCCCAGUUACCAUGCGGGCAAUUCGGAGGAAAGCAGAGACCAUCCAGGCAGACACUCCAGCUCUCUCCCUAAUUGCACAGACAGUGGAGAUCAUGGUGAAGAAUAACCUGCCACCUUCCGGUAGUCCUACCUACAACAUGGAAGGCGAUGGAACUAACCCUAUGGGACUGCCGGGGCUCGCAGAGGGCAACACACCAACCGGAGGACCCCCAGGGGGACAUAAUUUUGGAGGUGCUAUUACUUCUCUGUUUGGGGCUACCAGGGGAGAAAGGCAAGCCCAGGGAGGAGAGUGCCUAACCCAAGGUGGGGGGGCUGGCCAGCAACAGCUGCAGCAACAACAGCAGGCUAGUCAAGGCCAUGUAGAUGAUUUCAACAAAGUCACCCAGAAUCCAAUACUGACGAGUCUGCUACAGAUAACUGGAAGUGUGGGUUCAAGUCCCAGCUCCCAGAAUGCACCACAACCCCACCAAACUCCACCUCCAACAUCCUCCCCUGCCAGCAACACCAAGAAUCAUCCUAUGUUGAUGAACUUGUUGAAAGACAACCCCACACAAGACUUUGCUGCGCUCUAUGGAUCUAGUCCGUUGGAGAGGCAGAAUUCUUCCUCUGGCUCCCCACGGACCGACAGUGGGGGUGCAGCAUGCCCUGGAAGUAAUUCAAAGUUAAAGAAAAAGCGCCUAAGGGGGCCAGAAAAGGGUGGUGUUAUUCCUGGGACUGUCGCAGGUGCAGGUUUAGGCAUGAAACCACAACAGGGAUCCAUGCCACAGCACCACCAUCAAGUCUCACAUGAGGAUGACUUCCACCGUGAGCUGCUCUCUAUGGAUGUGGACGCAUCUCAAAAUUCUAUAUUUGAUGUUAAUCUGACUGGUGAUGGCCUAGACACGCCCCACAGCAUCACUCCAGCACCGAGCCAAUGUGGAACACCGCCCUCUGGCCCCAACAUGCCUUAUUCACAGUCUCAGCAACAGCCAGGAGCUGUCCCGCCUCGUAUGGUCCGCCUCUCUAGCUCCGACAGCAUCGGCCCUGAUAUCACAGAAAUCUUGUCAGAUCUGCCCGAGCAGACAGGCAAAGGAAAUGGAGGGAGCCAUGGGCAACACCCCAUGGGAAGUGGUGGGGAGGAUGGAGGACCCCUAGGUACCCCCAUCCGUGACUCCUCCAGCUCCGGUCAGGGCAGCGCAGUGUUUGACUCGGCAGACAUUUUUAACACCAACAGCAAUGAGAAUCCUUUCACUGAUGCUGCUGACCUGAUUGCUGAGGCAACUGCAACUGCUGCCACGCCCACCAGCGAUUCUUCCUCCACCAACUUCUUCCCUGAGGCUGUAGACUUCAACCCAGACCUCCUCACCUCAGGCCAUGGCUUCCCCCAGAGCUACUUUGAUGACAGCUCUCCAAGUGCAGAUGGAGACAUGGACCUGGUCAAGGGUUUUGGGGGAAGUAGCCAGCAGAAUACUCCAUCAGGAACACCACAGAAUCCCACUCCCCAUGGCCAGAGCACCCCAGAGCCAUCUCUGAAGGACCCUUUUGAUAUGGGGAUUGUAUUUGGAGGCAACAGUGGUAGUGGUAAACCACUUCUUGUGCAAGCUCCUGAUCUGGGAGACACACAUGGGGGAGGGUCCCAGAGUCCUCUCACAAUGGGACUUGCAGCAGCAUGUGCUGAUUUUAAAAGUGCAGAACCCAAAAUCAAACAGCUACAGGGAAUAGUGCGACCGAAAGAUGAAAAUGGGGGUAGCGGAGGGAGCAGUUCUGGGAUGGGGAUGGGGAUGGGGAGCACUUCAACAGAGGGCAAACAGGUCAAACGUAGCAGGACCCCAUCCAGUGAGGGAAAGUCUAAAGAGAAACCUCCGAAACGCAAAAAGCUGGACCCUGAUGGUAAGUCCCCCUCUCACAGCUCAGGGGGGCGGCCAUACACUCCCCCUAGUGGAGGCUCAGGCUCUGGGGGAAGCAUAAGUGGAGGAGGCUCAAAGUCUCCUGGUAGUUCAGGACGGUCACAAACUCCUCCCGGUGGUGCCACUCCUCCAAUCCCCAAAAUCACCAUUCAGAUCCCAAAAGGGACCAUCACUGGGGGGAAAACAUCAUCCCAUAGUGGAUACACCUCCAGCAGCUCAGCCUCUAGCAACACAGGUGGGGCAGGGGGAACCAGCAGCAGCAAAAGUCAUCAUUCUCACUCAUCUUCCUCUGGGAAAAUCAAGUCCAAGGAAAGCUCCACGACACAAGGCAGCAGCUCCAAGCCAGGGAGUGCAGGGAUGGGGAGUGGAGUUGGGCCAUCCCAAUCUAAAGGCUCCUCCCAAGGAAUGGGGGUUGGUAAACCAGGAACUUCCCCAAUCACCAAACACGGGAUGUCUGGACCUGGAGGUAGUGGUAGUGGUAGUGGGAUUGGAAGUGGUAGUAAAAUGAAGCCUCAGGGGGGCAAGCCUCCUGGGUCACUUAUGAAUCCCAACAUAAAGCCCAACAUCUCCCCCUCCCACUCCCGCAGCUCUGACAAAUUGUCCUCCCCUAUGAAAAUGCAGCAGUCCCAGGUUCCAGGUACACCUCCUUCUUCCAAGGCUAAAUCACCAAUGGGCUCCGGAGGCGGCAGCUCUGGAGGGUCCAAGUCUUCUUCUGGUGGAGGCAUGAGCUCCCAGAAGCCCAUUGGUGGGAGCUCCUCUGGUUCUGCAUCUUCCUCAUCAUCCUCUAGCUCUUCCUCGUCCGCUGGUUUGAUGACCUACUCAGGGGGCUCCCAGUCUCAGUAUGGAGGAGGUGGAAGUGGAGGGGGAGGAGGAGGAUGUGGAAGUGGAGGCAGUGGUGGAGGUGGAGGAAGUGGAGGAGGAAGUGGAGGGGCUGGUCAGAACAAUGCAAACAAUCCCAACGCCAAAGGGAAGUCGCCCAGUCGAAACAAGAAACCCUCUCUUACGGCGGUCAUAGACAAACUGAAGAGUGUAGGUGGAGGGGGUGUAGGGGAGGAUGGUUGUGAGGUAGGCCCACCAGUAACUGGCCCAGGAUCUGCUCCUGGUGGUGGUCCUGGAAAUGUUCCCAGCAGUGGACCUUCCAUCGUGGGACCUUCCAAGCAUAGCUCGUCAUCUCAAAGUGGGGAGUAUAAGCGAGAGAAGUCUGAUAAGGAGACAAAAGCUAAAGUGUCUGUUUCCGGUGGGAAUAGUGGGGAUAAAAAGCUGAUGGACCCAAAAACAGGAGGGGGGAGUGCGACCGGUCUGGCGAAAAUAAUCAUUAGCAAACCUGAUGGUGGCUCACCAAGCAUCAAGGCCAAAGUGACCCUUCAGAAAACCGGGGACGGAUCUGGUGAAGCCUCUAUGCGUCCCCAAAUAUCUAGCCUUAAAGCUUCCCCCCUCUUCAGUGGCUCCACUCCCAAGCAUGACCGCUCCUCCCCGAGCCACAGCCGCUCGCCAGGAUUCACGCCACUCAACCACGACAGCGAAAGCGAAUCGGGCAGCAGCUCAGUGGCUGAGAAGUCCCACCAGAACAGCCCCAGCUCAGACGACGACCAGAGCGUUCGCCUACUUCCCCCCCAGGACUACAUGAGCUCCAUCCCUCACAGCUCAGGGGAGAAGCACAAGAAACACAAGAAGGAGAAGAAGAAGCAGAAAGAGAAGGAACGGGAGAGGGACAGGGACCGAGAUCGGGACCGGGACAAAGAGAAAAAGAAGUCCUCUAUGUCCAUGGGACCGUCGUCGCAUCCAAUAAAAGCAGACAAUUGGUCCAGGUCGCCAAUCUCUGCUUCGGAUUCCUCUUUGUCCAUGCUGGGGUCAGAGCGUCCAUCCCGGCCUAGUCCAAUGUAUAUGAGAAAUGAAGAUGAUGACCUCAUGGACUCAGCCCUCACUGGCAACCUUUAAUUUCAUUCAGUUUUUUUCUCACGUUUUUAACACAUGCCAUUAACAUACAAAAGAAACUUCUAUUUAUUUUAACUCAAGCCACAAUUGGGAACUGGAAACAAGGAUAUUGUGGUGCUCUGAGUGAUCAUUGUCCUGUUUUAAGCUGUGUUUUAAUGUCAGAUAUGACUGUUGCAGUAUCAGUGUAUAGUAUCAGAGGCUACCAGUGGUUUUUGAAAUACCAGCUGGCUUCAGCUUCAUUAAGGAAGCGGUUGCAAACUGUAUUUAAAAAAAAGAAAAAGGACAGUACUUGUUUCGACUGUGAUUUCCAAAUGUCUUUUCUUUUCACAUUGUAUGCGUUUGCCGCAGUUCAUUAUCUGUUGUUGCUAUAAAAAAAACGUACCAGAAUGCCACUAAAUAAGUAUGACAUCUGUAAAAAAAAAAAAGGAAGUAUUUUAAAGAAGGAAGUGUACAGUGUUCAGAUGCCUUUUUUUUAGAUACAACCUGGAGUUUUUAGAUUUUUAUAAGUUUAAACUGUUGAUGUGUAGGUAAAAGAAGACUGCAGAUGAUGAUGAUGAUGAUGAUGAAAAGAGACAUGAUGGUAAUUUUUUAUCUGUAGAAGUUUUGGAAUCUUUAAAUAAACAUUUCACUUCUGGAAAAA
This is a messenger RNA of Eleginops maclovinus (Patagonian blennie), 6141 nucleotides long. It is a transcript of the gene med1, whose product is annotated as mediator complex subunit 1. Bases 66 to 5504 code for a protein of 1812 amino acids. The record is from RefSeq and is a predicted model, not a curated record. The transcript is spliced from 16 exons. Lineage: Eukaryota; Metazoa; Chordata; Actinopteri; Perciformes; Eleginopidae. Gene Ontology annotation, molecular function: transcription coregulator activity; nuclear thyroid hormone receptor binding; nuclear vitamin D receptor binding. Gene Ontology annotation, biological process: cellular response to thyroid hormone stimulus; regulation of transcription by RNA polymerase II. Gene Ontology annotation, cellular component: mediator complex.